GACUGGCUAACGCGCGUACUGUGUCCCUGGGCAAUCGUUCGUCCGGCAAUCACUCCUACACCAGAGUAAAACUUUUGAGCAAGCUCGAGCAGUGCUGUACGAUAGCCAAAAUAUAUUAAAAUUUAAUUGGCUCACGCUUGCAGACUGGGUUUUGUUAUCUUCUUUUGACAUAGGACGUUCGAUAAUAUAGAUUAACUUAUGCAUUUUAUGAUUCUUUCAUUCUCAAACUAUCGGCAACACCAGAAUGGCGUCCCAAUCUAUUCAGAAAGUUGCCAUUAUUGGAGCUGGCCCGGUUGGCGCAUUAUGCGCAUGUUUCUUGGCUGAGCAUGGAUAUGAUAUAUCAGUCUAUGAAUGGAGAGAAGAUAUGAGACUAACGAGGACCAUGUCGGGCCGAUCGAUUAAUUUAGCAUUAUCAGAAAGAGGCAUUAAAGCAUUACGUUUUGUGGGUCUUGAUAAUAUUGUUAUUGAAGAACUUACAACUCCCAUGUUUGGAAGAAUGGUACAUUCAAAUGACGGGAGACUUUUUAGUAUACCGUACGAUGCAUCUCAACAUAAAUGCCUGUAUUCGGUAAGCAGAAAAGAACUCAAUGAGCUGUUAUUAACAAAACUGGAACGAUAUUCGAACGUGAGUUUAAAGUUUUCUCAUAAACUGACUGGCGUUAAUUUUACAGACGGAUCGUUGUCGUUUGAAAUCUUUGGUAAUCAGAAAGAAAUCGUGAAGCCUGACUUGGUCAUCGGAUGCGACGGCGCUCAUUCGACGGUCCGCAGCCACAUGUCUCGUCUACCGAUGUUCAACUAUUCGCAAAAGUACAUCGAUCAUGGAUACAUGGAGAUAAAAUUACAACCUGACGCUUCACGAAGUCCAUUAUCCCCCGGUCAUCUUCAUAUUUGGCCGAGAGGAACGUUCAUGUUGAUUGCGUUGCCCAAUAAGGAUAAGUCAUGGACUUGUACGUUGUUCAUGCCUAUGGAUGAAUUCUCGCUAAUUAUCGAGGCUGGCAGAGAAAAAGUACUCGCAUUUUUCAUAAAAAACUUCAAAGAUUUUACUGAAUUGGUCGGGAUAAACGAUUUGAUCUUCCAGCUGACUUCGGGAAAACCGCGACCUUUGAUUUCAAUAAAAUGUGACCCAUACCAUUACAGCGAUCAAUUCGUGUUGUUGGGUGAUGCCGCACACGCAAUGGUUCCGUUUUUCGGUCAAGGAAUGAACGCUGGGUUCGAGGAUUGCACGAUUUUUAAUCAACUGCUCAAUGAAUACGACCACGAUCUAAAGACUGUGAUCAAAACAUUUUCCAAAAGAAGAAUAAUAGAUGCAGAAGCCAUUAGCGAUUUGGCCUUUUACAAUUAUAUCGAAAUGCGUGAUUUGGUUGCUCGGCGGACGUUUUUAUGGCGUAAGAAAUUGGAUAAUUUGCUGUACAAAUGGUUUCCCGAAAUUUGGAUACCUUUGUACAAUUCCGUGACGUUCUCAUCUAUCCCUUAUAGCGAGUGUAAGCUUCACAGCCAAUGGCAAGACAAGAUUUUAUUCAAAGUGUUUAUUUUUUUGGCUGUACUACUUUCAUUUUUGCUAUUUCUUAUUAUUUCAUCUUAAGUGGUUUUAUAUUCUUAGAAAUAUUUAAACGCGUUUUUUGUUUUACA
Molecule: messenger RNA, 1629 nt
Organism: Adelges cooleyi (spruce gall adelgid)
Lineage: Eukaryota; Metazoa; Arthropoda; Insecta; Hemiptera; Adelgidae
Gene: cn
Product: kynurenine 3-monooxygenase
Exons: 12
Coding region: 245-1582 (445 amino acids)
Biological process (GO): L-tryptophan catabolic process; NAD+ metabolic process; quinolinate biosynthetic process
Cellular component (GO): mitochondrial outer membrane
Molecular function (GO): kynurenine 3-monooxygenase activity; FAD binding; NAD(P)H oxidase H2O2-forming activity
Source: RefSeq, a predicted model, not a curated record